Scheffersomyces amazonensis is the source of this 2059-nucleotide messenger RNA. RefSeq names its product mitochondrial 37S ribosomal protein mS47 (gene EHD3). Gene Ontology annotation, biological process: L-valine catabolic process. The record is from RefSeq and is a predicted model, not a curated record. Gene Ontology annotation, molecular function: 3-hydroxyisobutyryl-CoA hydrolase activity. Gene Ontology annotation, cellular component: mitochondrion. Bases 415 to 1965 code for a protein of 516 amino acids. The transcript has a single exon. NCBI's taxonomy places the organism in Eukaryota, Fungi, Ascomycota, Pichiomycetes, Serinales, Debaryomycetaceae.
CACAAAUUAUUGUAAUUAACUAAUAAUUAAUAUGACUAUUUUAUAUACUGAGUUGACUCAUUUACUCCACUAAAACCUUAUUCAAUUAUAUGUAUUCUAUUCGACUGAUUUAUACAGUUAGUUAUUUACUAUUACUUAGUUAAUUGAAUUCCACUGAGAGAAACACCCAUGCCGCAGUACAUCCAGUCCAGCUGUCUCUCUAUGCUCUCUCCCUCACCCCCAUUUUCACAUUCAGCUCCAACGGAAGGAAAAAAAAUUUUCCCGUGGAAAAAGACCACACCCAACCAACAAACCUCACUAGCACCAGAAAAGUAUUGAGGACUCCCCACUUUGAAGUGAGAGUUUCACCACUACUAUAUAAGGAGUAAUUAUCCCCUAUAAAUAAGAUUUCAUACUAGAUAUAACUUUUGUAUAAUGCUAAGAUCCAGUAUUAAACCAAUUGUAUCUUUCCAUUCUAAGGUAUCAUUAACUAGAGCAUAUCUUAAUUCUACUACCAGAUCAAUGUCUUCAUCAUCUUCAACAAAAGGUGCAACUUCUGCUUCUGCUUCAGGUAAAUCAGAAGAAGUAGAAGAAGAUGUAGUAUUAUUUAAAAAUGAAAAUUCCGCAAGGUUAAUUGUAUUAAAUAGACCUAGGAAAUUAAAUUCUUUAAAUACAGAAAUGAUUAAUUUAAUAACUCCUCGUUUAAUUGAAUAUUCUAAAUCAACUAGUAAUAAUGUUAUAAUUUUAACUUCAAGUCUUCCUAAAUCUCUUUGUGCUGGAGGUGAUGUUGCAUCAUGUGCUAUAGAAAUUUUAAAAGAUAAUCCUUUAUAUCCAAGUGAUUUCUUUCAACAAGAAUAUAAUUUAAAUUAUCUUAUUUCUACUUAUCCAAAACCUUAUGUUGCACUUAUGGAUGGUAUAACUAUGGGUGGAGGUGUUGGAUUAUCAGUUCAUGCUCCAUUUAGAGUGGCUACUCAAACUACUAAAUUAGCCAUGCCAGAAAUGGAUAUUGGGUUUUUUCCUGAUGUUGGUACAACAUUCUUUUUACCAAGAUUAGAUGAUAAAAUUGGUUAUUAUUAUGCUUUAUCAGGUGAUAUUUUAUCAGGUUUAGAUGCCUAUUUUGCAGGAUUUGCAACUCAUUAUAUUAAAUCAGAAAAUAAAGAAGCUUUAAUAAAAAGAUUAUCAGUUUUAAAACCUCCUGUCAUUAAUAAUGUUAAAACUACUACUAAUGAAAUAUUAAGUAAUCAACAAGAAUAUUUUGCAUUAGUUAAUAAUGCCAUUGAAGAAUUUUCAGAAACUAAAUUACCUGAAGAUUAUAAAUUCCCACUUUCUCCUGAAGAUAUUACUAUUAUUAAACAAGCCUUUUCUCAACCAACUAUUAAAGAUGUUUUCAAAUUUUUAGAAGGUAGAAAGGAUAACUUUUCUAAAACUUUACUUGAAAAAUUAACUAAUAAACCAUUAAGUUCUCUUAAUAUUGCUUAUGAAUUAUUGAAAUUAGGAGAAAAGAAUUCUAUUAAAUCACAAUUUAAACAAGAAUUAAUUGCUGCUACUAAUAUAGUUAAUAUUCCUGCUAAAGAAAAUGAUUUUGUUUUAGGAGUUUCUCAUAAAUUAAUUGAUAAAAUAAAGUUACCAGCUUAUCCAACAUGGCAUAAUGGUAAUGUUUCUGAAACAUUUAUUAAAUCAAUUUUAAAAUCUUCUAUUAAAACAACAAAAUCAUUAUCUGAACCAUAUAUAAAAUCAUUCUUUGGAGUAGAUUUCGAUCAAUAUCCUCAUCAUAUGGGUUUACCAUCUAAUCAACAAGUUGCUGAUUAUAUUACUGGUAAUGAUGGUUCGGGUAGAUCUUACUUGCCAACUCCAAAUGAAGUUCAUAAAUAUUUUGCUAAGACAACUAAUAAUAAACUUGGUGUAGAAGCUAAAAUUAAUCAAAUUUUACAAGUUCAUGGUGAAGCUUCCAAGUAUGAUAACAAGUAUGUAUCUUGGAAGGCAUAAGCUAACAAUAAAAAAAAAAAGAAUUCAUAUUGUACAUAGAGUAGACUUUUAAAAUAUAUACUGAUUUUAAAAUAUAUACUGAUUUUAAAAAAUA